AUGAAGAUUUGUUUUGGCAAUUAUGUCAUUUUGGUUUGGGUUAUGGCAAUCUCUUUUUUCCCUUUUGCUUGUGGUAAAGGAUGCAGCGAAGAACAGAACAAAGCUCUGUUGGAGAUCAGAAACUCAACAAAUGGUGUAGCCUUUGCAGGGUGGGACGGAAGGGAUUGUUGUAAUCAAACGCUUGAAAUCGUGUGUGGGAGUAUUGGCGGGGGGGUUAGCGUUAUCCAUUUGGAAAACUACUUGAAUGGCGACAUGGCACCUUCAAAAACAUGGUAUCCUAAUGUAACCUUGUUCACCCUGUUUGAUGAAUUGGAAGAACUCAUUCUUAAUAAGAUGCAAAUUGGAGGAGGCCUUCAACCUUUUUGCGAAUUGAAGCGACUGAAACAUUUGAGGGUGUUGGAUCUUUGGAAUAAUGGAUUGGAGGACUUUAUUCCUUCUUGUCUUGGGAUGAUUGCAAAUCUCGAAAUCCUCGAUCUUUCACAUAAUCUCUUUCAUGGCAAUGUACCUCCAUUAAUAUUCUCUAACCAAAGCAGGAUUUUGAGAUUUGAUGUUUCGGGCAAUCAAUUAGAAGGGGUUUUAUCAUUUUCUAUUUUUGCCAAUGCUUCAAGUCUCGUAACCCUUGAUCUUUCAAGCAACUACGAUUUGCAAGUUGAAACCGAAUCUCCCUCAUGGGUCCCAACCUUUCAACUACAAACUCUGAGCUUGGAGGAUUGCAACAUCAACAAGAAGAAUGGUCACAUUUUCCCAAGCUUCAUCUUGACCCAAUAUUCCUUGUUACGGCUAGAUUUGUCCGUAAACUCAAUAGAGGGAAGCAUACCUUGUCAGCUGUUGUUCAACACGAAUAUCACGUAUUUAUCCUUGAGAAGCAACAAAAUCGAUGGUUCUUUUCUUGAUUGUGUUGCUAAUCAAACUUCGUCACUUACGGUUCUUGACAUAUCUAAUAAUUAUGUCAAAGGUCGUCUUCCUGAAAAUAUUGGACAUCUUCUUCCAAGCUUACUUCAAGUUAACAUGUCCUCAAAUGCAUUACAAGGCAAAAUUCCAUGGUCAUUUGGUAAUCUGUCUUUGGAAAUAGUAGAUCUUUCUAACAACAUGUUCUCCGGAACAAUACCACAAAGUUUGACUAGAAAUGGAAGCCACGUGGCAUAUCUAAAUCUAUCAAACAAUAAGUUGCAAGGAGAAAUGCUCCCAAGGAACUCCAACAUGACAUGGCUGGAGACUUUACUACUUGGCGGCAAUCAUUUUGAAGGAGUCAUCUCACCCACGAUCUCAAACAGUCCCUCUUUGGAAAUAUUAGAUGUUCGAAACAAUCACUUGUCUGGUAGUAUUCCAAAGUGGUUGUAUGAUCGUCCUAGAUUGGCCAUAAUUCUUUUAGGUGGAAAUCGCUUUGAAGGUCACCUACUCCGACAAAUGUGUCAAAUGGAAAGGUUGCGAAUUUUCGAUAUCUCUAAUAAUCAUGUUUCAGGUCGAAUUCCCACCUGCCUUGAUAACAUUACAUUCUGGAAGAAGAUGUCUCCAACCGGAACAUUUGUAAAUGGACUUGCACAUGCAGAUGAAAUGCAAGUUGAAAUCGGAGCGUCAUGGCAAAUAAAAAAUGCGGUAUAUAAUUUCAAAGGUAUACCGCUAUGGUUGAUUACUGGAAUUGACAUGUCAUCCAACCAAUUGACAGGUAGCAUUCCUUCUAAAAUGGGAGACUUGUCACAGAUUCGAUUUUUGAACUUGUCAAAUAAUUUCUUAACAAGUCCCAUUCCAAUUUCUUUCCAAAACUUGAAAAACGUGGAGAGUUUGGAUCUUUCUCACAACAAUUUGAGUGGGAAAAUCCCUUAUGAAUUGGUUGGACUCACUUCUCUAUCUACAUUUAGUGUUGCAUAUAACAAUCUUUCAGGAAGAAUCCCAUUUGAACGACAAUUCUCAACUUUUGGGAUGCAAUGCUAUGAUGGUAAUCCAAAUCUUUGUGGAGACCCUCUACCAAGGAACUGCUCAACCACAAAUGAACUUCAACCUGAGCAUAACGGUCAAAGUAAGGACAAAGAAGAAGGGACUAGAAUAAUUGAUAGCCAUUUAUUCUUCUAUGCAUUUGUUGCUGUCUCUUAUGCAUUUGGAUUUUGGGUUUUUUUCGGAAUCCUAAUCUUGAAUAAGAAUUGGAGGCAUAACUAUUUUAGAGCCGUGGAUAGAUUUAUUGAGUCUUUUUUUGAAAUGCUUUCCAAGUAUUGGUGA
Molecule: messenger RNA, 2214 nt
Organism: Corylus avellana
Lineage: Eukaryota; Viridiplantae; Streptophyta; Magnoliopsida; Fagales; Betulaceae
Source: RefSeq, a predicted model, not a curated record